ACCCCGGAGCCCGCCUAUUAAAGAUCGAUUCCGUCUCUAAGAGGUAGCCACCUAUACAACUUCGUAUUCCGUAGUACUUAUUAGAAACCGUUAGUUACCUACUGGUGAACAGUGACGCCCGCAUUAUAGGCGAAAGCUAUCGUGACGCAGUCCCAGAACACGCCUCUACCUGCCUGUCCGCCUUCUCUUUUUCUUCUCCUCUUGGCGCAUUUUUUCCUUUCAACCGGCGUUUCCCUUCCCGUCUCGAUCUGUCCCCCCCCCCAGAAUACCAUCACCGCCAGACGCGAGGCCCGCAGCGCGCACCCUCCCCCUCGCGCCCAUGGCCACCACCCCGAACAUCACCGUCUCCUUCCUGCCGCCGACGCGCCUGGACGGGUACGACCGCACGCGGCCGUCCGUCGCGCAGCCGGCGGGCGCCGCGCCGCCGCCGCCGCCGCUCUUCGUCGACGCCAUGGCCGUGCGCGAGGCCGUCUUCGUGCGCGAGCAGGGCGUCCCGCUGGCGUGCGAGCACGACGGCGACGACGCGCGCUCCUGCCACUGGGUCGCGUACUCGGCCCCCCCCGCCGCGCCCGCCCCCGUCGGCACCCUGCGCGUCGUCCCCUUCCCGCACCCCCCGCACCCCGCCCCCGGCGCCCGCUACGUCGACAACGUGCUGCAGCCGCCGGCCGCCGACGCCGCCGCCGGGUGCCCCCCAUCCCCACCGUCCCCGUCCCCGGACGCCGCCGCGGCCGCUGCUGCUGACCGCCCCACCGCGUACCACGACGGCCGCGAGCCGUACGUCAAGCUCGGGCGCGUGGCCGUCGUCGCGUCGGCGCGCGGCCUCCACGUCGCGCGCCGCCUGUGGGACGCUGCCGCGCGCUGGCUGCUGGAGAACCCGGACUACUUCUCGGCGCCGCCCCGCGACGGCGAGAGCGGUGAGGGAGAGGGAGGGGGAGAGGGGCGCGACGUGAAUCGCGGGAGGUGGGACGGCUUGGUCUGCUGCCACGCCCAGGAGACGGUCGCGCCGGUGUACGAGCGCUUGGGCUUCGCCGUCGACGAGGGCAUGGGCCGCUGGUUCGAGGAGGGCAUCCCGCACGUCGGCAUGUUCCUGCGUCUGCCCGUCAAGCGGGAGGCGGCCAUUUGAGCCUGAUUAAGCGGGGAAACGUACGGCGUCAAGGUUACAGGAAAUGAGAGUUAGAAAAGUUAGAGAUCUAUACGCAUACUACUAUGUAGGGGCGGCGUGUGCAUUAUAAGGCGUUGGGUGCGAGAUGAAUGAUCAUAUGAUCAUACAAAACAGAGGACUGGGGUCUGGGAGUACGAAUGGCAUAUAAUACCUAUUACACUGGCUGGUUGCUUACAUCGAUCCUCCAAUCACACCUGGGCCGAGUGUAACCAU
Messenger RNA from Durotheca rogersii, 1375 nucleotides. RefSeq names its product acyl-CoA N-acyltransferase. Gene Ontology annotation, molecular function: acyltransferase activity, transferring groups other than amino-acyl groups. Bases 320 to 1123 code for a protein of 267 amino acids. The record is from RefSeq and is a predicted model, not a curated record. NCBI's taxonomy places the organism in Eukaryota, Fungi, Ascomycota, Sordariomycetes, Xylariales, Xylariaceae. The transcript has a single exon.